GAUCCAUUCGGCCCGCGAUACCGUCCUCUACGUCUACCAGCACAACCUCUCAAAGUACACAAUGGACUCCUCUAAGGUUCCCGUCAAGCUCGUCAAGGUCACUCGUGUCCUUGGCCGCACCGGCUCUCGUGGUGGUGUCACACAGGUUCGCGUCGAGUUCAUGGACGACCAAACCCGUUCCAUCAUUCGCAACGUCAAAGGUCCCGUUCGUGAGGACGACAUCCUCUGCCUCCUCGAGUCCGAGCGCGAGGCCAGGCGCCUGCGUUAAGCCAAAAGAUCGUUUAUGCUCGCACAAAAUCACAAAGACGAGGAGUGAAAAGAAAAGGGACAAGAGCGGACAGUUUGUCCAACGCAGCCAUGAGGAUACAGCGUGUACGUUGUACGGUUACGAAUCGGGAGGGGGCAAGAAAAGCAUUGAGGCUCAUGGAACAGCCUUUGGGGCGUUGGGACAGGACCAUUUUCAAAAGUUUGCUUUGGGUACCAGCCUCGGCGCGCAC
Molecule: messenger RNA, 497 nt
Organism: Verticillium alfalfae VaMs.102
Lineage: Eukaryota; Fungi; Ascomycota; Sordariomycetes; Glomerellales; Plectosphaerellaceae
Product: 40S ribosomal protein S28
Exons: 3
Coding region: 62-268 (68 amino acids)
Biological process (GO): translation; maturation of SSU-rRNA; ribosomal small subunit assembly
Cellular component (GO): ribosome; cytosolic small ribosomal subunit
Molecular function (GO): structural constituent of ribosome
Source: RefSeq, a predicted model, not a curated record